AACUCCCGCCUCUCCCCAUUCCAUUCCCCAUUACUGCAACUCCAGCAAAACCCUAGAAAUCAACUUUUCUCAAAUAAAAUGUCAGGCCGUGGAAAGGGAGGCAAAGGUUUGGGAAAGGGAGGAGCAAAACGACACCGUAAGGUGCUCCGUGAUAACAUUCAGGGAAUUACUAAGCCAGCUAUUCGGAGAUUAGCGAGAAGAGGUGGAGUGAAGAGAAUCAGUGGGUUGAUCUAUGAGGAGACACGUGGAGUGUUGAAGAUAUUUUUGGAAAAUGUGAUUCGUGAUGCUGUGACUUACACUGAGCAUGCUAGGAGAAAGACUGUUACUGCAAUGGAUGUUGUUUACUCUUUGAAGAGACAAGGCAGGACUCUUUAUGGAUUUGGUGGUUAAGAACUGUGAAAUCGUUGUUCACUUUUGUGUUUGUUUUGGUGUUAUUGUUAAUGUAAUUGAUUAGAUUUUCGUAUUAAUGAAAUGGAAUCUUGGUAUUAAUCUCAUUCUUGUGUCCCUUCGAUUUGAAUCAAAGGAUAUUUGAUUGAAUGCGAA
Nicotiana attenuata is the source of this 543-nucleotide messenger RNA. Its product is annotated as histone H4-like. Gene Ontology annotation, biological process: nucleosome assembly. Gene Ontology annotation, molecular function: DNA binding; structural constituent of chromatin; protein heterodimerization activity. NCBI's taxonomy places the organism in Eukaryota, Viridiplantae, Streptophyta, Magnoliopsida, Solanales, Solanaceae. Bases 79 to 390 code for a protein of 103 amino acids. The transcript has a single exon. The record is from RefSeq and is a predicted model, not a curated record. Gene Ontology annotation, cellular component: nucleosome.